Messenger RNA from Dromaius novaehollandiae (emu), 9260 nucleotides. It is a transcript of the gene QSER1, whose product is annotated as glutamine and serine rich 1. The record is from RefSeq and is a predicted model, not a curated record. The coding region runs from base 2786 to 8227 and encodes 1813 amino acids. NCBI's taxonomy places the organism in Eukaryota, Metazoa, Chordata, Aves, Casuariiformes, Dromaiidae. The transcript has 13 exons.
CUGUUGUAUUUGGAGACCUAAAUUCAUAUGAAAAUAUUAUAUUGAAGAAUGCUGUGGAAGUAAUAGAUGUAGAAAAAACAGAAAUAUAAACAGAUACAUGGACAGUUAAUUCAGGAAAGGCUUACGACUGGGAAACAGCAAGGAGUGUUAAGUCAAGAUGGAGGUAUUUUAGUAACAAGUGUAAAGACUAUAAAUUCUCUGCCAGAAAUGUUAUCGGAAGAGGUAAUACCUUCUGGUAGACCAACUGAUACAGCUCAAAAAAACCCAGAUUAACUUUUCAGUAAUUUCACUUUGAUUGGCAAAGGAUUUUUUUGAUCACAUUAUUACAGCAAAAACAAAUAAUGAUAGCUCUUCAUAGGACAUCUCUGAAAGGAGAUACUUAAUUAAAAUAUUAUAUUAAAAUUGAGUGGACCUUUUCAAUGAAAAAUACUUUUAGAGGAAACUGUUUUCCCAAUUUGUAUGCUUUCCAUAGCACUUUCUAGCAGUUAUCACUCCACUGUGCAGUUAAUUAUGCCAAUAGAAAUGAGAAAUCACAGUCAUGUAUCUGGCUAAGGGCAAAAUAUUUUUGGAGCACUGUAGUAACUAAUUAGAACAAACAACAAAGUACCAAGUAAUAUUAAUGUGUGUCUUCAGUAAGUAAAUGAAUAUUUCAGUACAAGUGAGAGCUCUUGUGGAAUUUUAACAAGAAGUUAGAAAAAAAAGUACAAAUGACUAGAUAGCUAUAAUGUUAUUUGCCGCACUUAAUGCAUUUUUGAUGUGCGAAUUGCAUGUUUUGUAAGUUCAUCUGUUUAAAAAUGAAACUUUAUAAAAAGAAUCCCCGAGGCUGUAAUCUUCUUUCAGCUUGUUGUGCUUGCGUUUAGGAUAAGCUUAUGUAAACCGAAGGCAUAUAUGCAGGUUUUUCGAGAUAAGAAUCUACAUUCCAGCAGCAAGUAAUUAUACAAUAAACAAUUAACUGUUCUAAUAAAUGCAAUGUUUUCAUUGAAAGACAGAUUCAUUUUUGACGUUGCGGUUGCAUUAACUAUGACCUGGGAGUUUUGGGGGAAAAAACAUAGCAACCAUCAUCAGAUACUUUGAAUAAUCUCAUGAUAGAAAUAAAUAAAGCUGUAUUUUGUUCAAGUAGCCCUAUUAGAAUUUUGCAAUUCUAUUAACUAAUGAGAUUUUUGAGAUACUAGAGCUAAAGGUUGUUUUAUAUCCAGUGUUAAUUCUAGUGUUCUCUUUGUUACGAAGGCUAUAUCUGCAUCUCUUUUGCAAGAGUAAUCAUUCAAAAUGUUCCACCUUAUGUCUACAAGCUAACGUGUUAGGCUGUCUUGUAGUCUUGGAGCAUGCUGUAAGUAAGGGGUUUAUUGGAAGGGAGUAAAGAGGGGGAAAUGAAUUGCAGUCUUCACCAAAGGACCAGAAUAAAUACAAAUUUUUAAAAAUAGUCAUUUUUAAAUCUGCAAAUUUCCCAGUGGGUAAUUUUGGCUAGAAAUUCAUCCACUUUUUGAAUGUGAACUUCUACUAUACGAUGCAAGAGAAGGGAUGAUGCAAAAUUGUUUGCUGUAGUCUGUACCAACCUUUGUGGGUGUCUCACCGCCUCAGGAAGGAUAUUUGUCACAAAGCGUAGCCUAGAGCAUCACUGCAAAGCUAAACAUGCCUCUCUUUUCCUAAAAAUACAUGAAACAGGAAAAGAAAGCUAUUUCACAGUGUAAGUGAUAUAUUUAGUAUGGCUUCUUAGUUUACCUUUUAAACGCAAAUGAGGGGGGAAGGUCAGCAUCAUAUGCUUUUAUACAUGUAAAUGCUUUAAAAAACUUCACGAUAAAAUUAAGGAGAACUUCUUACAGAUGGAAAGAUUUCAUAAGAUCAGCAUUUGUGUCACAAGGAUGAUUCUUGCUAAUAAUGCAUGCCCAACUCAAAUUGAGGAUCAGUUUAGAAAAGUAUUUUCAGGUGUAGCAUACUUCUAUUAAAAAAAUGUGAAGAAAACAUCAUAUGUGGUAAGGUUUAUUUAGUUUUUCUAUCCAUGCAAAUUUGUCUAUUUAAAAAAAGCCUCCACCUUAACUUAAAAAAUUUGUCUCGUAAAUAUAACUUGCAUUUAGGCUUUAUUAUAUGCCUUGCACAAAUGUGUGUCUUAUAUGUGUUAUGUACAGAAUGCAGUUGUAUUUUUGUCUGGAAAUGUUAGAAGUUUUAGUAUACUAGACUAAAAGAUAACCCACAGUAUCAUACAGUUACUCUUGCCGAUUGUUCAUAAUAAUGAUGCAAAUCAGUACAAAUUUCCUUCAGUGUUUAAUAUGUCAGGUGUUGGUCAUGGUGUUGAACCAUGCAAAAAUUUAUGGUCAAUAAGAUAAGCACAUUGAUAUGCCCACACUGAAUGGAGAUUUGGUGAUUCUUGAAAAGGUAGUUACUACUGUGAAUAGUUGUUAAAGUGCCAGGUAGCGAGUGCAACUGAUAAAUGCAACAGCUGGGGUUUUUUGUUUGCUUGUUUUUUAAAGAAUUUUAAUUCCUUCCUUAGUCUGGCAUGCUGGCUAUGUGAGCACUCCUGUGCUAUAAGUAGAUAAAAUGGAAAAUGGAUCCACUGUUAAUAGAUCACAGACACAGAAAUUUAUCUAAAACCUAGUGUCCCUUAUAGGCAAGUGUAGAAGUUGCAGCACUCUUAACUGGCUCAUCAGAUCUGCUCUGCCUACUCUUGUCAUCUUAAUGAAAAUGAAGCAAAUGCAGUAGCGUUGCCAAUUUUUUUUUAUUAUUUGGUGACUUCUAUAAAAGUUUCCCAUGAUGUCAUGAUUCCUGGCAUCAAAAGUUCAGUUUUUCCCUUAUGCUGAGUGACUGCCCCCUCAUCCCAGGGGAUCAAAGAGGGUACGUGAAGUCUCCUGCACAGCAGUCAGCAGGGAGAGGACAGCACUUAAGCUAUGGAGGAGGACAUCCAUCACAUUCAGAAACAGAACUUCUUCACAGACAGACAUAUACAGCUUCUCAUCAGCUUCCUGGAUACUCUGCUACACACCAUCCUACUGGUCUUUCGGGAAUAUUUGAUAGCAGUAUGCACAGUGCUGGAAGUAACACUAAGGAAACUUCAGUUAUGAAUUUUCUUUCUGCAAUUGAGUCUCGUACUGCUCAGGCAGCCUCUUCAGGAUCUACCCUUUUACCACAAUUCAGGGCUCCUUCCUGGCAGACAGGUAUGCAUUCCUCAACAGCCACAGAACUAUUUGUUACUGGAGCAUUGCCAACCUCUGGAACAUUUCCACCAACAUCUGCUUUAUCAGCUUAUCAACAUCCCAACACUUUCAGCAGUAGAAACUUUGCUACUACUCCAUCUCUUACUCUUCAAGAUACUACUUUCAGUGCUACAUCAAAUGGUCUCUUAACUACCCAUGAUCCCUUAUUACAAAUUAAAACAUCACAAGGCACUGUUCCAACUGCUUUGACAUUUGAGCGCCUAGGCAGUUCUGUUUUAAGUACCAGUAUACCACCUCAGUCAUCAACAUACCGUUCUGCUCAAGAAUCUGCGCCUCAUCUUUUGCAACCUCAGUUUAGUUUGUUACCUUCAACCCUUGGAGGAGCUCAGCAGGUUUCUCAGGCGUACAGCACAUCUGUCUUUACUGGUUCUACUGCUUCUAUUGACAGAGCACUUCAGCGAGAAUGUAGUGUUAUUAAACACCAUCAGCGGCCUUCAAGUACUCAGCCUGUUCAGGCUCAACUGACUGUUUCACAGCAUUCCUUACACAGCUAUUUAACGAGUACGAGCGGAGUUAAUUUUCAGGAUACAUCUAGGCACUCAGCGUUAUCCUGUAGUCCAGCUGGAGAUGUUACUCAGGUGAGCAAUGGAGGACCACAGCAGAAGACUUCUCAAGUCACAGUGGAACUUGCUCAGUCUUACACAUCUGCAAUUCCAUCACCUGGUUUUCCAUCUGCUUCCACAGCAAAAGUGAAAAACUGUUCCACGAAGCAGCCUCCAAGGUCAACAAAGACCCCCAAACCUCAAAGUGUAGCUCCCACUGUGCAGACACAAAGCUAUCCCAAAACUGCACAAAACCAGAGUUCUGUAAUUACAGGCCAAGCACAGAUCUAUUCUACAGCACAGCUCCCCAGUCUCUUGUCAGUCAGCCAAUCCCAAAACUAUGUUUCAUCCCAGACUCAGAACGUGCCACCUGUCAGUCACUCACAGGAUUUCUCAUCCAGCAAGGUUGAGAAGCUGCCCUCAUUGUAUAAAACAUUGACUUUUUCUGGGCAAUCACAAACUAUUACUUCUGACAGUCAAACGCUAAGUUAUUCCUCAGAUCAACAGGUAUUGACUUCGGUUCCAAAUGAGAACUACUCUGGGCAAACAAGGGAACUUUCUUCAGUCAGCCAAUCUCAGAGCUAUUCUUCUAGUCACUCUCAGGGUUUAUCUCCAGUUAGCCAAUCCCAAGUUAGUUUUUCAUCUCAGUCACAAGUUUUAUCAGCUGUUAGUCCUUCAGAAAGCUAUUCUUCAGGGCAGUCUUUAACAUUAACAUCACCUUCUCUUCCCUUUUCUGCCUCUCCUCGGAUACAAACUCUUCCAGCCUCAAGUCCUAAUCAGAACUUUAUUUCUUUGCAUUCUUCUCAGAACUCUCAGACACAAGAAUCCUCCUCUCCGCAGUCUCAAAAAUUUCUGCCGUCUGUCCAGUCUCCUCCUUUUGCGCCCCCAGCUCAUUCACAGACAUUGCAGAACAAUAGGCCUUCCUCAGAAACAAAAUCAUAUGUUAAAAGGAAGUCUGACUCUAAUUUGUAUGCUUCAUCAAAACAAGAAGAAGAAUUAUCAAUGCAGGAUAUGCAAGCAUUGCAACAGCAAGCUUCUCUUGAAUCUUCCACCCAAAGGCUAACUGGUGAUGAAAUCAAUGCUCAGGAUGCCUCCUACAGAGUCUCAAAAGCAGAUGACAGAUAUUCUCAAAGUGUAAUCAGAAGUAACUCUCGUCUUGAGGAUCAAGUUGUUGGACUUAGUCUUCAAGGAUCAAAAAAAGAUGAAAGAAUGGUUAAUUCUGUGGAGCAGCUUUCCCAACAUAUUGGCCAUAUCACUAGUAUAAGCCAUGAUAUAAAAAAGGCAGCUAACCUGAUGCUAACAACGCAAGUAAAUGUGAGUGCUAAAGAACUAAACCAGCAACAUUCUCUCGUGCAUAAGGUGCAUGAAAGUAAAGCUCAAGAACAGCAAGGCCAAGUCAUUAGUACACCACCACAGGUUCAGCCUCAUGCUUUAAGACAUCAGCUGUGUUUGCCUAGUGCACAGGUACUUCUGGAGUCUGCUUGUGACUUGCAGAUUCUUCAUCAGUCAAUUCUGCAGUCAGGUUUAGGACAAGCAAAGAUAUCACCGCAAGUGCAAAGAAUACAGAGUCCUCAGCAGGUGACACAUCCAUUCCUUCAAAUGGAUGGUCAUAUUAUUCAAAGUAACGGGGGCCAUUCUCAGCAACAGCUUCAUACUCAGAAUUCGGAAGUAAUGAAAAUGGACAUUUCUGAGCCCUCGAAACCGCUACAGCAACAUUUGACAACAAAAGAUCAUUUUACUCAAACAAAUCAACAUGAUUCAAAAAAUCAGUUUGUUUCUCUUAGUUCAAUAUGUUUCCCAGAAACUAUGCUUCUCAGUGAUGAAAGGAAUAUAUUGUCAAAUGUAGAUGAUAUCUUAGCAGCAACAGCAGCAGCCUGUGGGGUGACUCCAUCUGACUUUGCCAAAUCAGCAUCUAAUGAAGAAGAAAUACAGUCUGUUGAAAACAGUGAGGAAUCUAAAACUCAGUUUCGAUCAAUGGAUGUAAGACAUGUGUCUUCUGGUUUCGGUGCCUCACCUCCUGUAGUUGGAAAGCCACCAAGCCUAAAUAAUAUUUCACUGAAUGGAGGCCAAAUUACUAUAAAUCUUACACCAGUGUCAACAAUACAGGCAAAAACUGUGAACCUUGAUCAACAACAUAUUGAAACUUCUGAUCAAAAUGUGCCGACUAGAAUGACCUCUCCCACCCUUGGCCCUGGUCAAGAGGAGCAAGAACAAGGGGUUGUUCCAGUUAAGAAACAAUCUAGCAUCGGUCACGAAUCCGAAGAGGAUAACGAUGUUCCUGUUGAUGGUACGCUGAGUGCAAGAGAGACCGACUUUGUUUCAAGUGGUAAAAGUCUAAGUGAAGAAAGUGCUACAUCAGAGAAUGAUUUUAAUAUGGGUGGUGAUGAUGGUACAGUAGCAGGUAACCAGUCAAAAGGUCCAUUGCAGCCAAUAGCUGUGCCCCAGGGUGGAGAGGGAACCAUUAGCAGAACUGAAGAAGAAUGCCAAGACUUAACUCCAGGGAAUCUUCAGAAGAAAAAAAGCAAAGGAAAAAGCCAAAACAAAAAUGCUGCAGAAGAUGACAGUGCAAUUCAGAAACAGAUAAAAAGAAGCGGGCAAUGUAAACGUCAGAAUUCAAGAGGAAAUGAUUCAUGUUUGACGUAUUCUUCUCCUGUUUCUGAAAGUUAUGAUACUUACCAGCAUCAAGAAAGAAUGAGGCAAAAAAUCAAAGAAGUUGAAGAAAAACAACCUGAAGUCAAAACAGGAUUUAUUGCAUCUUUUUUAGACUUUCUAAAGUCAGGGCCUAGGCAACAGUUUUCAGCUCCAGCUGUACGAAUGCCAAACAGGACUAGGCGACCAGUUACUCAGAUAGUUCGUGCCCCUUGCCUACAGUCGUCUUCAAAGCCUCAGCCAGCAGCAACACCUGUAGCUGUGGAGGUUAGUGGAGAAAGUCCAACCAAAAAAGUUGAUGAAGAACUUAAGAAAAAUUUAGAAACAUUGCCUUCGUUUUCUUCUGAUGAAGAUGAUUCUGUGGGAGGUAACCACGAUCUUCAGAAGAGCAUCUCCACUGCGUUGUCAGCUUUGGAUGAUACUUCUGACAGAAAAAAUAAAUCAGAAGCUGAAAAAGUGGCAGUUGUUACUGCUGCUGCUGCUGCCACUACUGCUGUAAUAAAGCAGGAACCUCCACAGACAACUGCUCCUGUAGUCAGUGUGCAGGAGAAAAUGAGUUCAGCUGAUCCCCUAAAAGUAGCUCAACAGGAUGCUGUCACUUCAGACCAGUUAGCAAAAAUACAGGCAACUGUUGCAAUAGAAGGAUGUACUGACGAGGAGAAUACAGACAGUGGAGGAGAAGGCAUGUACAGAGAACGUGAUGAAUUUGUGGUGAAGAUUGAAGAUAUAGAUACACUGAAGGUUGCUUUACAAACAGGAAAAGAGCCUCCAGCUAUUUGGAAGGUGCAGAAGGCUUUGUUGCAAAAGUUUGUUCCUGAAGUGCGAGAUGGACAGAGAGAAUUUGCUGCUACUAACAGUUAUCUUGGGUAUUUUGGGGAUGCAAAAACCAAAUACAAACGGGUGUAUGUGAAGUUCAUUGAAAAUGCAAACAAAAAGGAGUAUGUCAGAGUAUGUUCAAAAAAACCACGAAGCAAGCCUGUACAGUCAGCAAGGACUAUUCAUUGCAAACCUAGCAGUAGUAACAAUAAAACCCCUGAUCCUCCAACACCAAAACCAACAGCAACAAAAGUCUCUUCUGUGAAACCCAAAGCAAAACAGCCAAAAGUAAAGGCUGAACCACCACCAAAGAAGAGGAAAAAAUGGAAAGAGGAAUUUUCAUCUUCCCAGUCUGAUUCUUCUCCUGAGGCCCAGAGUGAUGAGGAUGAGCUUGUACCUCCAGCUCCCUUUGUUACUCGCUUUUUGAAUACAAGAGCUAUGAAAGAGACUUUUAAGAGCUACAUGGAGCUGCUUGUUAGCAUUGCUUUGGAUCCAGACACGAUGCAAGCCUUGGAAAAGAGCAAUGAUGAGCUACUUUUGCCUCACAUGAGAAAAAUUGACGGCAUGCUGAAUGACAAUAGGAAAAGGCUGCUUUCCAAAUUACGCUUGGAUCAUACUUUCAAGAAUGCUUUGGAAAACUUUCCUGAACUGACAGUAAUCACUCGGGAUUCUAAGACAAAAACUGGGGGAACAUCUGUGUCUAAGAUCAAAAUGAAUGGUAAAACUUACAACAAGAAAACACUGAGGGCUUCUAAAUCAACCACUAAGUUAGCACAGGAAUUUACUGUAGAUCCAGAAAAAAUACAGCUGUAUUCUUUGUAUCACUCACUUCAUCAUUACAAAUAUCACAUAUAUCUGACAUGUAAAGAGGAGAUUUCUUCUGUUCAGAAAAGGAGUGCGGAUCUAGGACAGGAAGAGAUUGUGCAGCUGUGCAUGAAAAAUAUAAAAUGGGUGGAGGAUCUUUUUGAAAAGUUUGGUGAACUUUUGAAUCGUGUCCAGCAGAAAUGCUCAUAACAAAAAUGUAUCCCAAAUCUCACAUUUUUCUACGGCACUAACCUGAGGGAACAGAAAGCUCAGAGAAAGGCUCUGAUUUCUUUUACAAUGCCAGACUGCGUUCUUGUUCAUAGGCAUUUUUAUUUCUCUUUAUGGAACUUUGUACCUUGGCUCUUGCUAAGGAAAAGUGAUGCUGCCAAGGAAAUCAGUCCUUUGGAGAUGGAACUAAACAUAAACCUAACCACAUUUUUAACCUGAAGAAUUAUUUUCUAUUUUGUAAACUAUUGGAUAACUUAGUUUUAUUUUCAGAAAUGUUUUUGACAAAUGAUAAAGCAUGCACUACAUAUACUUUUUUCUUUAUUGCUAAAAAGAUAACAACACUUAAAAUACUACAGAUUUUUUCCAUCUUUGACUAAGCAACAGGAAAAAGUCAGCGUUGGGGUGAACUAAUUUUCACGUAUGUCUGGCCACCAAAUUUAGAGUAUUGUGCAUUUCGUGAACAGAGCUGGAGUGACAUCAGUUCCUGCAUACAUAUAUUGCCAUCAUAAAAAAAAAAACAGUAAUGUCAUUAUGCUUUAUGGACUCCUUUUACUAUUGUCAUGUUCAGGAGACUGAACAUGGAGUUGGUGCAAUCCUAUGACUGCUUUUUGUGUCAAAGUAUAUUGUAAUGAAAGACAAUGACCUUAACUAUUUUCCCUGUUUUGAAGAAAAAAAAUAUUUUCCUUUAUACUGUGUUUUUUUUCUUUUGGAAAAAAAAUUUCAAUUGUACAUUUUAUCUCACUAAUAGUUGUAUUUUUCACAGAGAAAAUAUUGUGGUUAAAAUUGUUUCAUGUAUCUUUGUAAUACACUUUCCAUUGUUUUCAGUAAAUCCUAUUCAUUUAUAUGUUGAUUUCAUAUUGUAAACUAUAUAUCUCGAGGUAACCCUUUUGUUUAUACAGGUUUGCUUCAGUGUUAACCAGAAUAAUGCAUACUAGACUAGUUUUGCUUUAAGUGUAGUUGUGUUAGACACUGCAAUUAUUUUCUGAUACGUGAAAAUAAAUUCCUUACUAAACUA